Colletotrichum orchidophilum is the source of this 1809-nucleotide messenger RNA. RefSeq lists its product as uncharacterized. The coding region runs from base 1 to 1809 and encodes 602 amino acids. The transcript is spliced from 2 exons. Lineage: Eukaryota; Fungi; Ascomycota; Sordariomycetes; Glomerellales; Glomerellaceae. The record is from RefSeq and is a predicted model, not a curated record.
AUGAAACACCAGCAGCACAUCCACAAAGCACAGCUCAUUGUCAAAGAGGAAGACACGCGAAGACAAAAGGUCACCAAACAAGUCCUCCUUGACGAGAAUGUGACUUUACGCGAGCAGCUUGCGGAAAAGGAAACGCAAGUCAGCCAGCUGUCCGAAACGCUCGACCAGACACGCAGUGACCUGGAAUCUCUCAAGGCGACAAAUCGCGAUCAAGAGAAUCAGCUAAAGGCUCAGAAGAGGGAGUUUGGUCACAUCAAGGCCGAACUCGAAUCCCUCAAUAGCCUGUCUCAAGAUUCUACGAAAGUGCUUGCAGAGAAGCUUGCUCUAUCUCGGGAGGUGAACGCCAUGAAACCUGAAUUGGAACACCUACGAUCACAAGUCGCCCAUCAGCAAAACGUCAUCGCGGAAAAAUUGCAAUUAGAGCGUCAGCUGAAUAUGGCUGAAAUAGAGCUGGCAGCCGAGAAACGAGCACGGGAACAUCAGACGGCACAAGCGGAGGGCGACAGAUCGGCCGAGGACGAGUUACGGCGUAGACUCAAGGAAGCCGAGAAGAAGCUGACAGCUGAAAAGCGUGAAAAGGGCCAGCUACGGGAAGAGCUGGAGGCUGCUGUUUCGGCUGCAAAGGUUGGACAAGAGAACAAAAAGGCGGAGCGGGAGCUGACCCAGAAGAUGCAAGAGACGGAGAAGAUGUUUUCGGCUGAGAAGCGGGAGCGAGAAAAGGUACGGAAGGAGCAUGAGAUUGCUCUGUCCGAGGCCCAAGCACUGAACGAGAUGCUCGAACAGCGCCUAGACACGGUCAAGUCCAAGUUGCGCAACGCUCAGGAAGAGUUGAAGGCCGUCCGUGCGGAAUUGGUCGCUCGACCGGCAGCUAUACCGAGUGCACAGCUUACUGCGCGCGCAGGAGGCGGAAAGGCGCAACCCGGCAAGAAGCGAAGAGUUGAGGAGAUCACCAUAAACGACAUGAGCAUCGGCACACCAGAUGAUAUCACUCGCGGCCGGCGCCCUGCUAAGAAGAAGGGCCUUGAGCAGACGAUUUUAGGCGAGAAGUCGUUGUUCUCCAUUACUCCUUUCUUGGCCAAAUCCAAGACACUCAAUGUUGAGGAUGCAGUCGCCGAAGAAGAUGAGGAGCAGAACGAAGCUGAAGUCAGCUAUAUUCCUCUGUCCCACCAGUCUCAUUCUCAGGAAGUCCACAUCGAAGCUGGCACCGAGGCCGAGAUCGAGGAUGAGAAUGCGCCGGAACAACUAGAGGAGGUUGAAGAGCUUGAAGAAUCUGCGGCUAAAUCGGCUCUCACCAAGAUUGCAAAAGCAAAGUCGAAACCCAAGAGCGAUGGGGAGACGAAGAAGUCCCGGGGUCGGCCCAAGAAGGCUCUGACGGAAACAUCACCCAACAUGCCCGUGCAAGUGGCCUCAGUUGCGGUCAACAAACCUCACGUUGCGUCAAUUGCUUCUCUUGAACAGGUGCCAGAGGAGUCUAACACGGACGAUCCAGAGAAUGCGGCUCCUGCAAAGACUACCGCUGCCAGCAAGAAGGCCACCGCCCCUGCGGUGACCGCUGUCAUGGGCGGCGAACAGGAAGUCAAGAAGAAGAAGCGCAAGCUGGGCGGUGAAACGGCAACUCUCUUUGAUGAUGACGACGGCGAGGUGCCUCCCGCUGCUGCCAAGCGGCCUGGUAAGGCUGGCAUGGGUGCUGGCCGAGCUCUCGGCAAGACGCACCUUAGUAUGGUGCGCAACGCUGGUGCUUUUGGCAAGAAGUCAUUCUCGCCGCUCAAGAAGGACAGAAGAGGGGUUGGUGCUAGCUUCCUUGCGUGA